Molecule: messenger RNA, 1486 nt
Organism: Cicer arietinum (chickpea)
Lineage: Eukaryota; Viridiplantae; Streptophyta; Magnoliopsida; Fabales; Fabaceae
Source: RefSeq, a predicted model, not a curated record
AUAAAGCAAUAAAUAUAAAUAUUUAAUUUAAUUUCAUCUUGAUCAAAGAUAAAAGACACGCGUUUCGAUGCAAAGAUAGUUUAUGUUUUGUAUUCUUAUCAAAACAUUUGUUAGAGACGUGAAGAGAUGGUGUGGCUAUUUCCUUGUUGAAUGCAUUUCAGGGUCCAGAAUUAUUAAUUCAAUUAUCCGAUCAAAGGCACCUUUAGUUGGUUCAUACGUCCAUGGAGACUCUUGCUGUUCCUCUGUGAUUUCCUCCAUAUCAAGACCUUUCCCAAAAUUUAUGAAUUGGUUAAAAACGGACGGUUGCCAUACAUCAGCUGUAGCAUCAUUGCCUUCAUUCAAGGAGAAACAAUCAGAGAUUCCUGAUAAAGGUCUUGAUGUAGGGAAUAUGGCUGAAACUGAUGGCUACCUUAAUUUAUUCUGUUUGAUGAAACAGAGGUUUUUAAAUUUCAAGAACCAUAAGUACAUAAAAGAGUUGGAGCAUUUUCAAUCUCUUGCUGAAGCUCAAUAUCCAAAGUUUAUGGUCAUUGCUUGUGCAGACUCAAGGGUAUGUCCCUCUAACAUAUUAGGAUUCCAACCUGGUGAAGUCUUUAUGAUACGUAACAUUGCCAAUCUUGUACCUAUGAUGAAGAAUGGACCAUCAGAGUGUAAUGCUGCUCUUGAAUUUGCAGUAACUACUCUUGAGGUUGAGAAUAUAUUAGUCAUUGGUCAUAGUAGUUGUGCUGGAAUUGAAACUCUGAUGAGUAUGCAAGAAGAUACAGAACCAAGAAACUUUAUACACAAUUGGGUUGCCAAUGGGAAAGUUGCCAAAUUGAGGACCAAAUCUGCAACAUCUCAUCUUAGCUUUGAUCAACAGUGUAGAUUCUGUGAGAAGGAAUCCAUCAACCAAUCAUUAUUAAACUUGCUAAGUUAUCCAUGGAUUGAAGAUAGAGUGAGGAAAGAGUUGCUUUCUAUUCAUGGAGGAUAUUAUAAUUUCUCCAAUUGCUCGUUUGAGAAAUGGACCCUUGAUUUUAAAGAUUGCAAUGUAAAAGAAGAAAGAAGUUAUGUUGUCAAAGAAAAAGAACUCUGGUGCUGAGGGUAUCUCAGCUUUGUCAAAUGAUUAUAUAUUAUGUAAAAAAGCUAAUGUAAUAAUGUAAAAAUAUAAAGCAAAAACGUUCUGUUUUUCAUGAUUGAUGAUAUGAGUGUUACAUGAUGGUACCCAUAUUGUUCACAUUAUUCAUCAUAAAGCCUCCUCUUCUGGUAUUUGGAGGGCUAUUGUUAAUUCAUUAGAGGAUGUGAAGAAUAAUGUUACCAGGGUGAUUAGAAAUGGCCAAGAUACAGAACUUUGGAAGGAGUAUUGUCAAAAUGUCUUAUGGUUUUAUGGCUGAGUUGGUUAAUCAUGUUCCGAGAUUAAUUUUCCUGUGGAAUAUUAUAGUUUUAAUGUUAAUUGGAUAAGAGUGUAUUAAAAUAUUUGUUUCUAAUGAUAUUUGUAACUAGAUUGUUGCUA